ACUGGCGGGCCGGCGCGGGGCUGCCGCGCGUGACGGGCCGGCCGAGGCCGCCGGGCUGUGUCCGGAGCCGCUCGAGGAAGCUCCGCAGGACGGAGGACACGCUGGAGCCGCCGCUGGGGCCCGCUCGCCCGCCGCCGCAGCCGUCGCCGCCGCCUGCUUCCCCGGCCGGGCCUCCGCCGCCCCUGCCGCCCCCCGUGCCGGAGCCAUGGCCGGCGCCGCGUCCCCCUGCGCUAACGGCUGCGGGCCCGGCGCGCCCUCGGACGCCGAGGUGCUGCACCUCUGCCGCAGCCUCGAGGUGGGCACCGUCAUGACUUUGUUCUACUCCAAGAAGUCGCAGCGGCCCGAGCGGAAGACCUUCCAGGUCAAGCUGGAGACGCGGCAGAUCACGUGGAGCCGCGGCGCGGAUAAGAUCGAGGGGGCCAUUGACAUUCGUGAAAUCAAGGAGAUACGCCCAGGGAAGACCUCUCGGGACUUUGAUCGCUACCAAGAGGACCCUGCUUUCCGACCAGAUCAGUCGCACUGCUUUGUCAUCCUGUAUGGGAUGGAAUUCCGCCUGAAGACCCUGAGCCUGCAAGCUACAUCUGAGGAGGAAGUGAACAUGUGGAUCAAGGGCUUAACUUGGUUGAUGGAGGAUACUUUGCAGGCGGCCACACCCCUGCAGAUUGAGAGGUGGCUGCGGAAGCAGUUCUACUCAGUGGAUCGAAACCGUGAGGACCGUAUAUCAGCCAAGGACCUGAAGAACAUGCUGUCCCAGGUCAACUACCGGGUCCCCAACAUGCGCUUCCUUCGAGAGCGGCUAACGGACCUGGAGCAGCGCAGCAGCGACAUCACCUAUGGGCAGUUUGCUCAGCUGUACCGCAGCCUCAUGUACAGCGCCCAGAAGACGAUGGACCUCCCUUUCUUGGAAGCCAGUGCCCUGAGGGCUGGGGAGCGGCCAGAGCUCUGCCGAGUGUCACUUCCUGAGUUCCAGCAGUUUCUCCUCGAGUACCAGGGGGAGCUGUGGGCUGUUGACCGGCUCCAGGUGCAGGAGUUUAUGCUCAGCUUCCUCAGAGACCCCUUGCGAGAGAUUGAGGAGCCAUACUUCUUCCUGGACGAGUUCGUCACCUUCCUAUUCUCCAAAGAGAACAGUGUGUGGAACUCACAGCUGGAUGCAGUGUGCCCAGACACCAUGAACAACCCUCUCUCCCACUACUGGAUCUCCUCCUCGCACAAUACGUAUCUGACCGGGGACCAGUUCUCCAGCGAGUCCUCCCUGGAAGCCUAUGCUCGCUGCCUGCGGAUGGGCUGUCGCUGCAUUGAGUUGGACUGUUGGGACGGCCCAGACGGGAUGCCUGUCAUUUACCACGGACACACCCUUACCACCAAGAUCAAGUUCUCAGAUGUCCUGCACACCAUCAAGGAGCAUGCCUUUGUGGCCUCAGAGUACCCGGUCAUCCUGUCCAUCGAGGACCACUGCAGUAUUGCCCAGCAAAGGAACAUGGCCCAGUACUUCAAGAAGGUGCUCGGGGACACACUCCUCACCAAGCCUGUGGACAUCGCCGCAGAUGGGCUGCCUUCACCCAAUCAGCUCAAGAGGAAGAUCCUUAUCAAGCACAAGAAGCUGGCUGAGGGUAGUGCCUAUGAGGAAGUGCCUACAUCUGUGAUGUACUCAGAGAACGACAUCAGCAACUCCAUCAAGAAUGGCAUCCUCUACCUGGAGGACCCUGUGAACCAUGAGUGGUAUCCCCACUACUUUGUUCUGACCAGCAGCAAGAUCUACUACUCUGAGGAGACCAACAGUGACCAGGGCAAUGAGGAUGAGGAGGAGCCCAAGGAGACCAGCGGCAGCACAGAGCUGCACUCCAACGAGAAGUGGUUCCAUGGGAAGCUCGGGGCAGGACGGGACGGGCGGCACAUCGCCGAGCGCCUGCUCACCGAGUACUGCAUUGAGACCGGGGCCCCCGAUGGCUCCUUCCUAGUGCGCGAGAGCGAGACCUUUGUGGGCGACUACACCCUCUCUUUCUGGCGGAACGGGAAAGUCCAGCACUGCAGGAUCCACUCUCGGCAGGAUGCUGGGACCCCCAAGUUCUUCUUAACAGACAACCUCGUCUUUGACUCCCUCUAUGACCUCAUCACACACUACCAGCAGGUGCCCCUGCGCUGCAAUGAAUUUGAGAUGCGCCUCUCAGAGCCUGUCCCACAGACCAAUGCCCACGAGAGCAAAGAGUGGUACCACGCAAGCCUGACCAGAGCACAGGCUGAGCACAUGCUGAUGCGUGUCCCCCGUGAUGGUGCAUUCCUGGUGCGGAAACGGAAUGAGCCCAACUCUUACGCCAUAUCCUUCCGGGCCGAGGGCAAGAUUAAGCAUUGCCGUGUCCAGCAGGAGGGCCAGACUGUGAUGCUGGGCAACUCGGAGUUUGACAGCCUCGUUGACCUCAUCAGCUACUAUGAGAAGCAUCCACUGUACCGCAAGAUGAAACUGCGCUAUCCCAUCAACGAGGAGGCGCUGGAGAAGAUUGGCACAGCUGAGCCUGACUACGGGGCCCUGUAUGAGGGACGCAACCCUGGCUUCUAUGUGGAAGCAAACCCUAUGCCGACUUUCAAGUGUGCAGUUAAAGCCCUCUUUGACUACAAGGCCCAGAGAGAGGAUGAGCUGACUUUCACCAAGAGUGCCAUCAUCCAGAAUGUGGAGAAGCAAGAGGGAGGCUGGUGGCGAGGGGACUAUGGUGGGAAGAAGCAGCUGUGGUUCCCAUCCAACUACGUGGAAGAAAUGGUCAGUCCAGCGGCCCUGGAGCCUGAAAGGGAGCACUUGGACGAGAACAGCCCUCUGGGGGACUUGCUGCGGGGGGUCUUGGAUGUGCCAGCUUGUCAGAUUGCCAUCCGUCCUGAGGGCAAGAACAACCGGCUCUUCGUCUUCUCCAUCAGCAUGGCGUCCAUGGCACACUGGUCCCUGGAUGUUGCUGCUGACUCUCAGGAGGAGCUGCAGGACUGGGUGAAAAAGAUCCGAGAAGUGGCCCAGACCGCAGAUGCCAGGCUCACUGAGGGGAAGAUGAUGGAACGGAGGAAGAAGAUUGCCCUGGAGCUCUCCGAGCUUGUUGUCUACUGCCGACCUGUUCCUUUUGAUGAAGAGAAGAUUGGCACAGAACGUGCAUGCUACCGGGACAUGUCAUCCUUUCCGGAAACCAAGGCUGAGAAAUAUGUGAACAAGGCCAAAGGCAAGAAGUUCCUCCAGUACAACCGGCUCCAGCUCUCCCGCAUCUACCCCAAGGGCCAGCGGCUGGACUCCUCCAAUUACGAUCCCUUGCCCAUGUGGAUCUGUGGCAGUCAGCUGGUGGCCCUCAACUUCCAGACCCCAGACAAGCCUAUGCAGAUGAACCAGGCCCUCUUCAUGGCCGGCGGGCACUGUGGCUACGUGCUGCAGCCAAGCACCAUGCGGGACGAGGCCUUCGACCCCUUUGACAAGAGCAGCCUCCGUGGGCUAGAGCCAUGCGCCAUCUGCAUCGAGGUGCUGGGGGCCCGGCAUCUGCCGAAGAAUGGCCGAGGCAUUGUGUGUCCUUUUGUGGAGAUUGAGGUGGCUGGAGCUGAGUAUGACAGCACCAAGCAGAAGACAGAGUUUGUGGUGGACAAUGGACUGAACCCCGUGUGGCCAGCCAAGCCCUUCCACUUCCAGAUCAGUAACCCCGAAUUCGCCUUCCUGCGCUUUGUAGUGUAUGAGGAAGACAUGUUUAGUGACCAGAACUUCCUGGCCCAGGCUACUUUCCCGGUGAAAGGCCUGAAGACAGGAUAUAGAGCGGUGCCUUUGAAAAACAACUACAGUGAGGACCUGGAGCUGGCCUCCCUGCUCGUCAAGAUCGACGUUUUCCCUGCCAAGCAGGAGAACGGCGACCUCAGUCCCUUCAGUGGUACGUCCCUGCGGGAACGGGGCUCUGAUGCCUCGGGCCAGCUGUUUCAUGGCCGGGCCCGGGAAGGCUCCUUUGAAGCCCGCUACCAGCAGCCAUUUGAGGACUUUCGCAUCUCCCAGGAGCACCUUGCAGACCAUUUUGACAGUCGGGAACGAAGGGCCCCACGAAGGACUCGGGUCAACGGAGACAAUCGCCUCUAGUUGUGUCCCAGCCUCGUUGAGAGCAGCGGGUGCUGUGCGCCUCACAGAACGCCGUGAACUGGGUUCUUUGGAAGUGGGCUGCCGUGGCACCCUUCCUGGUCUUGCAGCCUGGCGCCUGGAUUCCAGCAGUGAAUGCUAGACAAAAACCAAGCCAUUAAUGAGAUGUAUUACUGUUUUGGGCCUCCACACCCCAGCUCUGGGUGAAGGCAAAAACUGUCCUGUGUCUCGCAUUAAGCACACAUCUGGCCCUGACUUCUGGAGAUGGAUCCUUCCAUCUUGUGGGGCCAGGACCACGGCUGCAGCCCCUUGGAGAGGGAGGCUGCUGCAGCCAGCGGCGCAGGAGGCUGAGAGGAGCCAUUGACGUUCCUGAGAGAGGAAGAGGAGCAGCAGCCUUGCUGGACCAGGGAAACAAAGUUUACAUUGUCCUGUAGCUUUAAAACCACAGCCAGGCAGGGUGGGAGGGCAGAUGCCCCCACAGUCUGGCCUUGGAGCCAGGGUGGAAGAGCACAGGGCCUGCCUGGAGAGGGGCUCUGCCUGCCCAAAGAGGACAGCACAGCACAAGGGCACAUUGCCCACGGCUGGGAACACUACCCAGCCUGAAAGAUACAGGGGAUCAUGUUAAAAAUAGCAGUAUUGGGCAGCCCAGCCGCUGCACAAGGGGCCAGAGGAGGAGGUGGCUGAGCCUUAGGGUGCCACCUGGAGCAAGGACAGCAGCAACUCGGAGCCAUGGGAGGAUGAGGGCCAGAGCUGGGUGUACUGCUCCAGGCUGCACUGUUGCCCAGAGCCAGGGUGCGAUCUGAUGCCAACACCCUGGACGUGAGCCUGGAGGACCUGCUCACCAGGGUGGACAAGUUUGUGGGCGUGCUACAUGGCGACUUCUCCCACGUCGUCAUCAGGGGUGUGCCUCGAGUUUACAUGAAGGCCACCUGGAUGAGAUGCGGCAGGUCUACAGCAAGAUGGACAGCCUUUGUCAGAAUGAUUGGCGUCAGCGUGGCCAGAGUGGAGAAGCAAGUCACCAAGGCAGAGGCUGAGCUGGGGAUGUUCCCCAGUACAUUCAGGAAACUCCUGCACACAGUCAACGUACCCUCCUUCAGCAAGGCGCCCUCCAGCAGGCCCCAGCAGACCAGCUACGAACCCCCGUCUUGUUCCGGACCAAAGACCACUUUCCCUUGUUGCAGUGAAAGACCUUGGGUGUGAGUCUGCUAGCCAACACUGCAAGAGGACGCUGAGAUUAUCUCGAGUAUUAAAUCCAUUGAAAAUCCUACUAAUAGACAUCCAUGAUGUUGGAGAGUAUGGAAUUUUACAGUUUAUUUUUUGCACACCCUAUUUCUCACUGUCUUCAUUAUUUCACGUAGGAUGUAUGAUUUUCUAUGUCUUCCACUUCUAACCUGAAAGCUGCUUGGUGGGGGGACUGGAGAAGCAAAAUGGAUCUGUGCGCUGUGGCAGAACUGUUAUUUUUAUGGAUUUUACAGCUCAACUAACAGUGUUACCUUUUCAAAAUUUAUAUAUACUCCUAAAGCCUUGUUAUUAUUUGAUCCUAAUAGUGAUUCAGUUUUCUAUAGCUUACUUUUAGGGUAGAUGGUAAAUUAUUUAACAUUAUAUUAAACUUUCCAUAUCAUGGAUAGUAAACCGAAGGAAAUUAUACAAUUUCUGAGAAAAUGUAUUGAUUUAUUUAAACUAAUUCUGAAGUUGUAUUUGAAAAUAUGACCUCACAAUCUUAAUUUGUCCAUAGCAAACAUGUCUAUAUAUGGUUGCAACAUUUGGUUUAUAAUUUAAAUAUUAAUAAAGGUUUUAAAUUUUA
Molecule: messenger RNA, 5882 nt
Organism: Equus quagga
Lineage: Eukaryota; Metazoa; Chordata; Mammalia; Perissodactyla; Equidae
Gene: PLCG1
Product: phospholipase C gamma 1
Exons: 33
Coding region: 206-4081 (1291 amino acids)
Biological process (GO): positive regulation of epithelial cell migration; phosphatidylinositol-mediated signaling; phospholipid catabolic process
Molecular function (GO): protein binding; calcium ion binding; phosphatidylinositol-4,5-bisphosphate phospholipase C activity
Source: RefSeq, a predicted model, not a curated record